Xyrauchen texanus (razorback sucker) is the source of this 3828-nucleotide messenger RNA. Its product is annotated as hyccin-like. Gene Ontology annotation, cellular component: plasma membrane. The transcript is spliced from 11 exons. The record is from RefSeq and is a predicted model, not a curated record. The coding region runs from base 166 to 1761 and encodes 531 amino acids. NCBI's taxonomy places the organism in Eukaryota, Metazoa, Chordata, Actinopteri, Cypriniformes, Catostomidae. Gene Ontology annotation, biological process: phosphatidylinositol phosphate biosynthetic process; protein localization to plasma membrane.
UCCGAACUCGCGCCAUGUUAGACUGAGGUGUGUGAAAGUACAGUCGAAGGACUCGCGUGUGUUCAGUCAUUUAGCGCGUUUAUGGUGACGUAACUGAGACAUAAACACGACGAGCAGGUGGAUAUAGCAUGAUAAGUUGAAAUCUCCUCACACAGAUGAGGGAACAUGUUGGCCAUGGAUCAAGGCGUAGUGGAGGAAUGGCUGUCUGAGUUUAAGACUCUUCCAGAUACGGCCAUCUCCAGUUAUGCCGUGUCUCUGAAGGAGAAGGACUUUCUAGUUCCUGCACUCUACAAAGUUAUCCGGGAGAAUUACAGCGAUCUGUUGGAGCCGGUGUGUCAUCAGUUGUUUGAGUUUUACCGCAGCGGUGAACCGCGUCUUCAACGCUUUACGCUGCAGCUUCUCCCUGAGCUGGUGUGGAGUUAUUUGUCCGUCACAGCGGCGCGAGACCCUCACUGCAGCAGCUGCAUAGAAGCUCUUCUUCUCGGCAUCUAUAACCUGGAAAUCGUUGAUAAAGAUGGGCAGAGUAAAGUGUUGACUUUCACCGUCCCUUCCUUAUCUAAGCCUUCAGUGUAUCAUGAGCCCUCUUCCAUUGGCUCUCUGGCCUUGACGGAAGGAGCCUUAGCCAAUCACGGCUUGAGUCGAGUGGUUUACAGCGGGCCACACCUCCAGAGAGAGACCUUCACAGCACAGAACAGGUUUGAGGUUCUGACGUUUUUGCUGCUCUGUUAUAAUGCUUCUUUGAGUUACAUGUCCAGCUCGUCGCUGCAGUCUCUGUGUCAGCUCAGCUCCAGGGUCAGUAUCUGUGGGUAUCCACGGCAACAGUUACGGCGGUAUAAAGGCAUCAGCGCGCGGUUGAUGGUCACGUCAGAGUUCCUGGUGCAGUUGAUCACGGGGAUUCAUUUUGCGCUGUGUAAUGGUGAAGCGGAAGUGGGCUCUAAGGCUCUGGAGGACGUGCUGUACCGUGCGCAGCUGGACCUCUUCCCAGAGGCUCUGCUGGUGGGAAACGCCAUCAAAUCAUCUCUUCACGGUGCAUCUCUGAAGUCUAAUAAAGGAGGAUCUCGAUCCAUCCGGGUGGAGAUCACACCCACGGCCUCUCGGAUCUCCCGGAACGCCGUGACCAGCCUGUCAAUCCGAGGACAUCGCUGGAAACGCCACGACGCAGUGGAUUUGGGUUCCCCGGACGAGCUGACGGAAAUCGCGGAGGUGGACGAGGGUAUCUGUACGCAAGCAUCGGGCAGUCAGGCCAGCCCACCCAUGAUAGUCGUCAGCAACAGCGCCGUCACCACAGCGUCCUCUGGUGGCAGCGUGGGAAAGCUGGCGGGAAAAGGUCUUCGUCGUUUGACGGGAAGAUCGAGCAAAGAAAAGGACAAAGAAAAAGAGAAAGAUGCCGCCAACCCCGAUAUGGAUCAACUUUCUCGUAAGCAGGCGUCCGUUCGCGCAUUGAGCGAAAACCUCGAGCUUCUGUCACUCAAACGGCUGACGCUGACAGCCAGCCAAUCAGUGCCUAAGAGCGGUUCGCUCAGCCUGUCGCGCACCGCCAGCGCCGUCUUCUCGCGCUCUUUCGAGCAAGUCAGUAAUGCGCUCUCCGUCGCCGCGGGCAACCAGCCUCCCAGCCGCGCGCCGAGUCCCACCUCGAACCACCUCGUUCCCGAAGGUGGACACCAGGAAGAGGGUGUGGCCUAUUCAGAGCACUUGAGCCCCGCCCGCCAGCUCCGGCAGCGGUCACCCACCAUCAGUAUCCAUGUGACCUCUGACCCCUAAAUCCACCCUAUAAGGACUGGUCGCGUUAACUGCAAUGCGCAAAUACAGAUGUGGCACUGCUGCCCCCGUGUGGCACAAAACUGCAGCACCUUAAAGGAAGUCUGUUUUUAUCCCCUACGGUUUUGUCAGUUGUUUAUAAAUACCAAAGUAAUGUAUUUUUGAAGUAAGUGUUUUUAAAAAAGCCCAAAUUCUUCUUUAAGGUGUCCAUGAAGUCUAGAUGGCGUCUGUAUUUACAUUUACACAUGAAGUCUGAAUACAAGCUGGAUAUUUGUAAUGAUGUAUCUACAGUGUGUGCGUGUUCGGGAAAAGGCUUACAGAAGAUGAACAAACAGCCAUUUUCAGACAUGCUAAACGUGGUAUUUGUGUGUGAUUUGCAUUGCACGUGUGUGUGUGUGUGUGCGCAGCUCAUGCAGCUGAAGCCAUCUCUUCACUCUCUGUUUCCACGGUUAUCUGGAUCAAUCACAAAACUCAACAGAAAAUCUGCUGGAAUUGGAUAGCAAACAGAAGUAGUCGUCUUUGUUUACACUGUUAUUCAUGCAGAAUUUGAAAGCAAUAUCAUUGCUAUGUGAACUCUAGUGCGAGAGCUUCCAUAAGGCCAUAAUAGAUGAGCUUUCUGGCUGCAUGAGUCUGUUGGUCAAGUUUGAUUAACGGGGUUUUGUGUGAGUUAAACCAGCUGCUUGGGUAUCAAAUCGAUGUCAUGCUUUGAAAGCAAAGCACAAACGAUAGAGACCCAUUAAACAGUGUGAUUAUAAGCCACAAAUCAUUCCUUUAAAAUAGAUUAAAUAUGGGUUAAUGACAUUUUCUUGAAUUAAUUAUGGCAUCCAUUUUUUCCCCCUUUUGAUGGUUACAUCACUGCGGGGAUCAUGCCGGUGUUGGUCUUGGUUUAUUUUAUUUCUUCACAUUCUGAAACGAUGGAUUGAGCUUUUAAUUAUGACGUGAAAGGACAAUAAUAGUGGUUGCGAUUAUUUUCAGAACGUCAACAUUUUAUUGUGAAUUGUAAAUAUUAUUGUACUUGAGUCAUUUUUUUGCCUUUCAUCAAAAAUAACAUGAUUACAGUCUUAGAAAAUAAAGAUUUCUAUUUCAAGAUGGCUCAAUUUUUUUUAUUGCAUGAAGAUAUAUUUCCUCAUCACCCCAGCCUCCUCACUGUAACCCAUCAGACCCUGGUCCAGAUGUUUCCCUUCUGAUGGACUCUAAUGGGAAGUUCCUGGACCCACAGAAGCGUGUUUUUGCAAAUAACCUAAAGGAUGCUGCCCUGGGCCGCAAUCCAGCAUCGCUGAGCCCCUUUCCAAAGACACCAGGAUGACACCAGGACACUACCGGUCCAUCCACCCCUACAUGCCCAGAUAUGCCCCUUUGACCCCAGUGAGGAAAGACAACAGCUGGACAAGCAACUUACAUCAUCCAGUACCCCCAACACACCUACCUGAGGCUCCUUACACACCUGUAAACCCACACAUACCUGCCCCACAUCCACCUGCUGGACAUCAACACCCCACAAGGAAAAGGAAACAAAAAACUGCCCCAAACCAGGAGAGACCCCCACAGCAGAGAGAACAGAGCUAUGCUGAAGCUGUGGCCCGGCCCCCUGCCACACCCACACUCACGACAACCAGCGAGCUGGGGCACAUUAAAGAGAUGCUACAAACACUGCAACCAGCUGUUACAGAGAUAAGCACACAAUUCAAACACACUUACACACACACACAAACUCACACUCACAAACUCACACUCACAAACUCUCUCACACACACACACACACACACACAAACUCUCUCACACACACACACACAAACUCACACUCACAAACUCUCACACACACACACACAAACUCUCUCACACACACUCACAAACUCACACUCACAAACUCUCUCUCACACACACACACAAACUCUCUCAAACUCACAAACUCUCUCACACACACAAACUCACUCACAAACUCUCACACACACACAAACUCUCUCACACACACACACACAAACUCACACUAACAAACUCUCUCACACACACACACACAAACUCACUCACAAACUCUCACACACACACAAACUCUCACACACACACACACAA